Molecule: messenger RNA, 2152 nt
Organism: Lytechinus pictus (painted urchin)
Lineage: Eukaryota; Metazoa; Echinodermata; Echinoidea; Temnopleuroida; Toxopneustidae
Exons: 3
Coding region: 192-710 (172 amino acids)
Source: RefSeq, a predicted model, not a curated record
ACAAGUUCCUUUUGUUAUUGAAAGGUGACACGUGGAUUUCGAAGCGAACACGCCCUACAUUCAACCGCAGUUUUUCUACUAAUCUUACGAAGGGUAUACUAGUCGAAAUAGAUAGAGAUUUGUCUCCUGAAUGAGUUGUUAUUUUUGACGUUGAUGUGAAUGCGCUGGGACCCUCUCCCUCUACACUGAAAAUGGCGCGAAUGAUAUAUUUUGCUUUUCUCGUGAUCGUCUGCGCAGUGUCGGUGUCUUCAUCACCAGCAGAACUAGAGCUGACCAAAGAGAAGGUAGGGUACCAGUCCGAGACAGGUUGGAAAUCACUUCAGCCAGGCAAUAACCGUAUGGGUCUAUCCCCGCAAUCGAUAAGAGAAAAAGGUCGUAUGUUAUUCUCCAGCUUCCGUCAGAGAUCCAAAACCUUACUAACGAUGAAACUUGAAGAAUGGAAGUCUGCUGGCAGGCUUGAAGAGAAUGAAGAUGUUGCGGAGAAAUAUCGACAUGUUGAGAAGGAAGCCGAAUAUGAAAUCAAACAGCGCAUCGUCGAUGCCAUGAAUGGAGAUGAACCAGUGGUUGAUCCCGAUAUCCCCCGUCAAUCCGAGGAGGUCACUGCUUUAUUCAUGAGGGCGCUCUUUGCUUCAACGUAUGCCGAGCAGACAAGUAAAGAAGAUGACAUGAUGCGAAUACUCAAAAGCAUUUUAGAAAACGAAGAGCAUUGAUUCAUUGAAAAGUACUACGCGUAUAUGAAUACAAUGAGCUUUUGUUUUUGUUUUAUAAUCAGAGUGACAAACUUAGAUUUUGAAAAUAGUAAUCAGUGUCGUAAAAAAAAAUAUUGAAAUGCAACGUGCGAAAAUGAGUGGUGUCCAUUUUCAAAAUUAGCGAAAAAAAUUUCAUUAACCGUUAGUAAUUGCCGUUUUAUGCGUAAACCUUGAUCUUAAAUUAUCAAACUUACUUGAAAAGUCGAACCGAAUUGAGUUGAAUAUUCUCUCCAAUUAAACCUGCCAAAAUCAUGCUGUUAAUUUAUUGCAAUACAAAUGAUACCAAAAUAUGAGCUGUUUAUUUACACCAUGCGUGACAUUUGUCGAAGAGUGAAACCUUGCUGCAAAAUUACUGAAUGAAAUUAUUUUGUUUCAAGCAGGGGCCGCGGAACCGGAAAGGGGUGCUGCGGGUACUUCAGCCCCCACACCUUUAUCCAAAACUGUGUACAAAAACAUAUAAAUUACCAUCUGAAUAUGAUUUUUCGCAUGGUCAGCCCCCUCCCCCCAUUUUCAAAACCGUUCCGCGGCCCCUGUCAAGUUGACGAUUGGUCUGUUGCUUCGUAAUUAUUUAAGACAUUUGAACUUUUUUCCCAUGGAAAUUCACUCAAAUAUCUCGAGCGCUAUAGUGUAUUUAUGUUUUCUCUUUUAAAAAUUUCUACAUUUGUGUAUUUUCAUCUUUCCGGUGUGGAGAAUGGAUGGGAAUGGAAAUAGUUUUUAGUCUUAUUAUUUUGUAAAUUGAUUUCUAUGAUAGUUUUAAUGGUAAUUUAUUUUACUGGCAUUUAUAUAAUAAGUCCCGUCACCUAUUAUGUAUUCAGGAUUUCGUACAACCUGUCCACUUGCCUACAACCUGUCACUGUUAUAACUGUACAUUAUCAUACAUGAAAAGCCAUUUAUGAUGAGUAGAACUAGUACUGCUAACAAAGUACAAAACAUAUAAAUCUUCCAAUUCGUUUUAUUCCCUUUAUGUGUCACGUUAAUUUAAUUAGUUGAUCUAGGCCUACUAUAUUACAACGGAUUUUUUUUUUUCAAUUUCAGUUUCCUCUUUUUCAUUCUUCAUUUAAAUAUUAUGGAUAUAGAUAUAAAUAUGUAUAUUCAUAUGUAGAUAUAGAUACAUAACUUAUUUACAUCAAUGUUAUCAAUUACAUGCAUUGAUGUGUUGUCAUAUGAUAUAUUAUAGAGGAGACAUGGAAUAUCUGGUGCAAUUUGUCAUCUUUUUAAUUACUUAUUUGCAUUAUAUUAUCACAAUUUGCUGUUUGCUGUUUUGUUUGCAGUAUAUCAUUUUAAAUUGUUAAGUAAAGUGUUAGGUAAUAGAUGCAUCAUAUCAAGUCAAAGUGCUCAUUUCAUAUCAUUGUUAACAGUUGACAAAUAUUUGUGAAUGAAAUAAAUGAAUUUCGUAUUUUAAA